UUAGCAUGUCCUUGCAGCUGCAGCAUGUGUGAACCAGUGGAGCUCACUGCGAAACAGAAUUCUCAGCACCAAAUUUACUUGCUAGCUUGCCAAAAACUGCAGGAAAACUUCUAGAAACCCGAAAAAGAUCAAACUGAAAAGUGUCUCACAACUGCCACAUUUGGAGAAAAACACUCAGAGUGCCAAUUAGCUAGAGAGGUUUUUCAACGAGCCAAAGGAAUAUGGCGCCGCAACAACAGAACUCCACAUUCAUCGAUGAUAAUCUGGACAGCUGUCCAUCGCUGUUGAAUCUACCAGAAAGCCCCAUUCUUCCGCCGCGGCGAUGUCAAAAUCAAGACACCAACAAUAAUAAUAAUAAUAAUAAGCAGGCUGCAUUCGAGGAGCGAUUGGUGGAUGAAUCGGUGGGGGAACCACCAUUAGCACCGCCAAAAGCACCAGCAGCACCACCAGCCCGGCAAGCAUGCAAAAAUAAACACGGCAGGGAAAACGGAAACGUUGGCCAGGCCAGUCGUCGCCACCGUUCCAUUUCCCUCUAUGGCGUUAAUAGCACUGUGGAGCAAGGCCACAAGGAAAUCCCCAUUUGGAUGGACGAUGGCGAAGCGCGUUACGUAUCGGGAGUGACGAACAAAACGACGUGCGAUGACAUAAUCAAGGCGCUGAUUGAUGACGAACUGAGGAACGGCGAUGGGAUUUACUGCGCAAACAAUCCGAAAGAUGGCGGCCAGAGGAAUACGGCGGCAGCAUCGCGUGACUACGGCGAUUACAUUAUAACGGAAAGUUGGGGCGGCAUAGAGCGGAGCUACGAUGGCAACAUGGCCAUUUUGCCCGUUUGGCGCGCUUGGAGCCGUGUACACAAUGAGCUUCGCAUAUCCUUAAAGCAUCGAGAUAACUUCAGAGAUCCCCAGGCCAUGCAACUAAUACCCCAUACACAACCGCCCACAAGUUUCUCGAUGAUCAAGUGGCUCAAAAAACUGUUGCAUCUUAAAAAGGGAAAGAAGAUAACGCCAAAACCGACAAAGACUCCUCCCAAAGUGCCUAACAAAUUGAAGGAGAAGAGUUUGCUUGGCCAAAAGCAAUCGAUUGCCAAUGAUUUGGUAUUGGUUAUAAUGCCAGACCAGCUUUAUAAGGGCACCGAAAAUGCUGCCAAAGCCAAGCUUUACAAACUGGCCGAGAAUCGGGUCUCAAAGCAGCGACGUCGAAGGCGAAGUCGUCAUGAGGUUACGAAGGCUUCAAUCGAAACAUUCAGGACAGCAAUCCCCAGCGAGUGCAACAACAAUAACUAUAAUAAUAACUGCAUAAGGAGGAGAAAGGAUAAACCCUUACGCAAUAGUGUUCGCAAUAAACUGGCAUCCCUACAUGCCGAUAUGAAUGUUCGCUAUGAGAAGGAAUAUGCGCUGACACGUCAGUUAUCCGAAAAGUGCCGACUGUACCGGUUGCAGAACGAACGGUACAAGGGACCGGAAAUGGAGCUAUCCGUUGGGCAGUUGCAGCAAAAUAUCGAAGCUCAUGCCGAGGACAUAAUUAAGACGGAACACGAACUUCUCGAACUAAAGAACGAGAUCAGGCACGACAUUUCACUGAUCAACAAUUUAAAACGUCUGACCUUGGAGGAAACGGAGGCAGAUACUGAAUGUAAAGGAGGCGUGGCUAAACAACCACAGUCCUCACAGGAAAUUGAAAAUACCCCUCAAGUUGCUAAAAACACGCAGGAAAUGCAGUUUGUUGAUAAUAUUUACGAGUUUUGCGAUAAUAAUGCCAGUAUGCUGGUAUAG
Messenger RNA from Drosophila subpulchrella, 1772 nucleotides. RefSeq lists its product as uncharacterized. Bases 222 to 1772 code for a protein of 516 amino acids. NCBI's taxonomy places the organism in Eukaryota, Metazoa, Arthropoda, Insecta, Diptera, Drosophilidae. The record is from RefSeq and is a predicted model, not a curated record. The transcript has 5 exons.